CUGGUCACAGCAACCAUAGGAUCUAGUCGUUUUAAAAGGACAAUGCUUUGUCUCGUGUGCGGCGAUACGGCCAGUGGAAUACACUACGGCGUGCUCUCCUGCGAGGGUUGCAAGGGCUUCUUUAGGAGGCUGUCCAUUAAAAGUAGUUUUGAAAUUAUUAUAUCGCUGAAAACACGCAAUCAUUGUCAGCCAUGCCGGCUAAGAAGAUGUCUAGAAUUGGGAAUGUCUCGCGAAGCAGCCAAGUUGGGUCGGCGAUCACGGAAGACCUGGAAGCACCUCGAUCUCUCCAUUGCCCUGCACGGCCAGCAUCUGGGCGAAGUCGAAGACGGAGGUUCCCUUCCAGCCACAGCUGCUGCUAGUGCCCCAGGAGGUAUUCAAAAUGAGUUUUGCAAAUUUGUUUCCCAAGCACAAUUUGUUCUGUUAAUUUUAGGCAGUCUUGGAAUAGUGCAGACGCAGAGUUUAGCAGACAUCGCAAAUUACUCGUGUGAAACAAAAUUUCUCGAGUUCUUAUGCUCAAGAAAUGGAAUUUAA
Molecule: messenger RNA, 531 nt
Organism: Mesocestoides corti
Lineage: Eukaryota; Metazoa; Platyhelminthes; Cestoda; Cyclophyllidea; Mesocestoididae
Source: the annotation of a GenBank genome assembly